Molecule: messenger RNA, 1020 nt
Organism: Saccostrea echinata
Lineage: Eukaryota; Metazoa; Mollusca; Bivalvia; Ostreida; Ostreidae
Exons: 3
Coding region: 20-1003 (327 amino acids)
Source: RefSeq, a predicted model, not a curated record
GUGAGCACCAGAUGGCAGCAUGAGGAAGUUUAGCUUUCUUUCUCCUUCACAGUCACUGAAGUGGAUUUGUCUUAUAAUUCUUACAUUCCUUGUGUUGGAGUUACUCCUCUUUAACUGUUUCAUAUUUUAUGGUUUGGGAGUGUUACACAGAACAUUUGGUCCGCUGCUCAAUAUUGGUGAUGUGGACUGGAAGGAGGAUUUGAAACAAGCCCGAUGGGUCCGGGAACUAGUUUACAGGGGCAAAGCGGGGGGAUUUGUCUCCCUGUUACAGGACACAGUGGAGAGAGUAUACAUGAUAGAGGGAGGAGGAUCUGAGGGGAAAAAAAUAAAAACAUUUGGAAUAGAUGUAUCACAUUCUGGGGAAUUUCUGUACAUUUAUAAACAUAUACUGGCUAGGAGACAUUUUCCUUAUGCUCGAUUAGUGGUAGACAUUGGUGCAAAUGAUGGGCUUCUAUCUAGUAACUCAUUUAACUUCAUUCAGAUGGGCUGGUCAGCAUUAUUAGUGGAGCCCCAAGCCUCACAGGCUGAAAUGGCUGCCAAAAAUGUUGUCAGGUAUGUGAAUCCUUACCGUGACAACAAUCAGACAGUGAAAGUCAUUAAGAACGUCAUCAGCAACAAGUCUGGGGUUGUCUCCUUCCUGCGGCGGUCAGACAUCGCUGACAUGGAGGGACACAUUGCUGAGGAGGAGGUCUUUUACCCAGACAAUCCUCCCGAGGGGGAUAUAAUCCAGGUGGUCAGUAUUACGGUCAAGAGGUUCACCUCCAAGUAUAAUGUUCCAAAGUACUUUGGUGUGUUGUCUAUUGAUGCUGAGGGCACUGGAAACCAGAUAUUACAUUCAUUUAUUGACCUGGGAUUUCGUCCAGGAUACAUCAUCUAUGAAGAUUUACAUGAAAGAGCAUUUGAACUCCCAGACCUCACAGAGAAAUAUCUGAACGAGAACGGAUACCGCUUACUGUCAAGACGAGGUUGGAAUCUUAUAUUCUGUCAUCAGGCAAGAAAGUGAUGCAUACCGUUUGAUUU